CACUAGUGGCAUCCAAGGCAAUCUUUUAUUCUAGUUGAAUUGCCCUUCAAAGCCCCAGAGCUCCAGAGCAUCUUGCACCCAGCUCUUGCCAAUCCCACCCACUUGUUGAACCAUGGGUCUCUUAGCCCUUGGAACGGCACUAGAGUGGCCAGAGGCCAAGCUGCGCGCAAAUCAAGUGAGAGAAUGGGGCAUCAAGCAACUCCUAGAGAUAUGGAACAAGGCCAAGGGCAAAGAACGGGAUGCCUUGCUAUGGGGAGAUGAGGUUGAGUAUCUCGUUGUGACGUACGCAGAGGAUGAGCCAAAGGUGCUCCUAUCCCUCCGACAGGCUGAAAUUCUCACGGCUUUGGCGGCAGAUAAAGAGCUUGCAGAGGCCGGUUGUGUUCCUGCGCUUCAAGACGAGCUGCCUGCCGGAAAGCCUACCGGGAAACCAUGCAAACCCUCUAAAACAUUGCCCGUCUUCCACCCAGAGUUUGGCCGCUUCAUGCUUGAGGCCACACCAGGAAAGCCAUGGGGUAUUGGUUUGAAGGAACUCCUUGGCGUUGAGCCUGAUAUGAAGCUUCGGCGAAAGAUUGCCAAGGAGCAUAUGCUAUCCACUGAGUUCCCCAUCACUCUGACGACUUUCCCUCAGAUUGGCGUUCCAGGUCAAUUCACUUACCCGUUUUACCCUCCCUCCGGACCAAAGUUGCGGUCACAGUUUGUGCCUGACGAAAUCGCCAAUCCUCACAUCCGCUUCCCAACAUUGGCCGCUAAUAUUCGCUCCCGAAGGACUCGCAAAGUGCAAGUCAAUGUCCCCAUCUUCCAUGACAAGAAUACCCCAAACCCCUGGAAGGACCCUACCGUCAACUACGACUUGCACAACUGGCCCGAAGACGAUGACGUUCGCAAUGGAGCUGCCCCGGAUAACUUCAUUCACAUGGAUGCAAUGGCUUUUGGAAUGGGAAGUUGCUGUCUUCAGAUUACUUUCCAGGCCAAGAAUAUUGUCGAAGGCCGGGAGAUGUACGAUCAGCUGAGUCCUCUGGGCCCCAUCAUGCUAGCUUUGACCGCGGCAACGCCCAUUUAUAAAGGCUUCUUGGCAGGCACCGAUGUGCGGUGGAACCAAAUCAGUCGCGCAGUCGACUGCAGAACACCAGAGGAGCUCGGUGAAAAGCCCCUAGAGAAUGAUCGCUGGAGGAUUCCCAAGUCUCGAUAUGCCUCCAACUCAACCUACAUCUCAACAAAUCCUCGACUCCGACCAGAGUACUUGGAUCCCGACCUGGUCAUUGAUCCUGAGAUCAAGGCUAAGCUAAUUGAAGGAGGCAUGGAUGAUCGUCUGGCCACUCACUUUGCCCAUCUCUUCAUUCGAGACCCCAUCGUCAUCUUUGAGGAAGAUCUCCAAGAGCUUGACUUGACAAAGACUGACCACUUCGAAAACAUCCAGUCGACUAACUGGCAGCACAUGCGGUUCAAGCCUCCGCCAGCUGACAAUAAUAUUGGAUGGAGAGUCGAAUUCCGGUCAAUGGAGAUUCAGGUGACCGACUUUGAAAACGCGGCUUUCUCUGUCUUCAUGGUUCUGGUUACAAGGGCCAUCCUCUCAUUUGACCUCAACUUCUAUAUCCCCAUCAAAAAGGUGGACGAAAAUAUGGAGCGAGCCCACGGCGUAGAUGCCGUCCUCAAAGACAAGUUUUACUUCCGCAAGAAUCCGUUCCCACCUCGGCCAUCCCGCGCGAAUACGGCCUUUGGCGAUGAUAGCCGGCCUGGCUCCGCGAUGCCCAGUCGACCUGGAUCGCCCGGAACCCUUCCUGUAGAGGAAGAGUACGAAGAGAUGACGAUUAACGAGAUUAUCAACGGUUCGCUCGACGGAGACUUCCCAGGAUUGAUUCCCAUCGUCGAAAGCUACCUUGACAGCGUCAACGUGGAUGUGCAAACCCGGUGUGAACUUGCAACGUAUCUCUCUCUCAUCAGCAAGCGAGCGAGCGGCGAGCUCGAUACUGCCGCACGAUGGAUCCGCAACUUUGUCGAUACUCACCCCAACUACAAGCACGACAGCGUCGUUGAUGAUGCCAUUACCCAUGACCUCAUUGGAUCCGUCGUGGCCAUUGGUGAGAGGGAAAGCACAGGCAAAGGUUUCGCAGGGUUGGAUAUUCCCGGGUUUUCCAAGUUCCUGGGCAAAUUUAGAAGCUCUGGCCGGGCAGUGAGCGGGCAAGAUGCUAGUCCACCUGUUGGGACGCGGAAGCGAAAGAGUGAAUGGAUAGCCGGAACAACAGCAGAGGUUGGAGCAUAAUAUGACAUGAAGGCACGGAGUUUGGAUAUACUGCCUGCUGAGAGCAGGUCGUCUGGCAAUUUAAUCCACGGGAUACCAAGCAUAUAAUUCUUUCUUCUUGUUUUGUCUCAACGUAAAUGACAGAGAUUAUCCAACCAGUUUUAUCGUCAUGAUUUCUUUUCUUCUUAUUAUACAGAUGGACUGAUUUGGGAGGCAUCAGAUCUCUGGCUGCCCAUGAAAAUUACCAGUUGUUCGGUGGAUUGAAUGGACACUCUCUUCUGUUAGAUGUACGGAGCGAAGUAGGAAAGCAGCGAGACGAUGAUUCACUGGCAUUCGGAGCUAUGAUAAUGAAAAUGAGAUGCGGUUGAGUGUGCUCAAAGUUUCGGACUUGGUAACAUCUAGGUCAUUGAUGGCAUGUACAAAGCCAAGCUACUUACUUAUAUACUAUUAUUUCAUAAACUAGCACCCUAUAACUAUCUCUUGAACGAUAUAGGAUUCCCUGU
Messenger RNA from Trichoderma virens Gv29-8, 2742 nucleotides. RefSeq lists its product as uncharacterized. The coding region runs from base 113 to 2260 and encodes 715 amino acids. Gene Ontology annotation, cellular component: glutamate-cysteine ligase complex. The record is from RefSeq and is a predicted model, not a curated record. NCBI's taxonomy places the organism in Eukaryota, Fungi, Ascomycota, Sordariomycetes, Hypocreales, Hypocreaceae. The transcript is spliced from 6 exons. Gene Ontology annotation, molecular function: glutamate-cysteine ligase activity. Gene Ontology annotation, biological process: glutathione biosynthetic process.